UUGAAUUUUGCUUUGUGUCAAUGAUGGCUGUAAUUCUUGGCGGUGGCCUGGGCGGCUUAUCAACAGGUUACUAUUUGUUGAAGAAUGGUUUAUACUGCAACAAUUUAAAAGUAUGUCUUCUAGAAGCCACCGACUACUGCGGGGGGUGGAUCAAGUCUAUACGCACUAAAGAUUACAUAUUCGAACAGGGCCCUCGGACGAUCAGACCAAAAGGCCCAACAGGACUAAAUACUCUGAACAUGAUGCAGGAUUUAGGACUCAGCGAGCACGUAUCCGCUAUAACUCCCGAUCACCCAGCAGCUAAAAAUAGAAUGAUAUAUGUCAACAAAAGUUUACACCUUCUGCCAUCAAGCUUAAAAAGUGUUUUCAAAAAAAACGAACCAUUUUCAAAACCUCUAAUAUACGCCGCAUUGAAUGACCUCACACAGCCGCACAAGUCUUUGAAUGAGGAUUCAAUUUACAAUUUUGUUGAGCGAAGAUUUGGGAAAGAAAUAGCUGACUAUGCCAUAUCUCCAAUGAUUUGUGGGAUAUGUGCCGGUGAUGCUAAAGAAAUUUCAGUAAAGUUUUUAAUGAAAACUCUUUUUGAAUAUGAGCAAAACCACGGUAGUGUUAUCAAAGGAAUGGUCAAGUCCAUAUUCAAAGAAAAUAAUAAUGGCAAUUUAGAGAUGAGUGAAUUGGCAAAGAGAGCAAAAGAAGAGAGAUGGAAUGUUUACUCUUUGAAAGGAGGUCUACAAAUUUUCCCAAAAACUCUGAUGAACUAUCUCAAAAAUAAAGAUAUAGAUAUACAAUUGAAUAGUAAGGUGGAGGAACUGGAAUUUGUUGACUCCAGCUUAGUAAAAGUGAAAAAGACUGAUGGCCAAGUUUUGGACGCCAGUCAUGUGUACUCUUCAAUACCAUCUCAUGUUUUAGCUAAACUUGUUAAUAAACAGCACCCCGAACUUGCUGAACAUCUGAAAGGAAUACCAUUUGUGACUGUGGGAAUUGUAAAUUUAUAUUUUGCAACAGACAAACCUCUUGUGUCUCCUGCAUUUGGGUUCCUAGUACCUCCACUAGAGAACUCCCCAAUACUAGGUGUCGUAUUUGAUUCCUGCUGUAUACCAGACCAGAAUGGCACAGUCCUGACUGUCAUGUUAGGAGGUAGAUGGUUUAAUGAAAAGUUUGGCCCCGACAUUACAAAAGAGGAGCUUUAUAAUAUAGCAAUGAAGGAAAUAAAAUCAAUUCUCAAGAUAGAGGAGAAAGUGGCAGCUUUUAAUGUUAGUAUUUUAGAUAAAUGCAUUCCACAAUAUGUUGUAGGACAUUAUUCGAGGGUCGACAAAAUAAGGGAGUAUGUACAGAGCAAGAACCUGCCACUGUCAUUGGUCGGUAGCAGUUAUGAUGGUGUGGGAAUAAAUGAUGUUAUUUACUCUGCAAAAGCUCAGGUUGCACAAGAUUGCGGGCAACAAUAAAGUUAGGGGUUAGAACCUACAUUGAACUAUAUUUUGGGAUUUUUAAGGUGAAAACUGGAAAAGAAGAGUUAAGAUAAAAAUAUAAUAUUAAUUUUAUCUUCAUCAUCACUGC
Aricia agestis (brown argus) is the source of this 1557-nucleotide messenger RNA. RefSeq names its product protoporphyrinogen oxidase-like (gene Ppox). Gene Ontology annotation, molecular function: protoporphyrinogen oxidase activity, oxygen as acceptor. The record is from RefSeq and is a predicted model, not a curated record. Gene Ontology annotation, cellular component: mitochondrial inner membrane. The transcript has 2 exons. Lineage: Eukaryota; Metazoa; Arthropoda; Insecta; Lepidoptera; Lycaenidae. Gene Ontology annotation, biological process: heme biosynthetic process. Bases 21 to 1445 code for a protein of 474 amino acids.